Messenger RNA from Frankliniella occidentalis (western flower thrips), 405 nucleotides. Its product is annotated as cylicin-1-like. Lineage: Eukaryota; Metazoa; Arthropoda; Insecta; Thysanoptera; Thripidae. The transcript has 2 exons. Bases 1 to 405 code for a protein of 134 amino acids. The record is from RefSeq and is a predicted model, not a curated record.
AUGGUGGGGUUGGGUGGGAAGAGAGAUUCUACUGAUGAUGAUACAAGCGAUGAUGAAGGCAAAACAAAUUUGGAAAAAAAGGAUGAAGAAAAGGAUGAAAAGAAGGAUGAAAAGAAGGAUGAAAAGAAGGAUGAAAAGAAGAAGAGAAAUGAAAAGACGAACAAGGCUACUGCAACGGACACGGAAUCGGACUCGGAUGGGCAAAUCGAAGAGGAAGUUGAAAGGAGGGUGGAGGAAAGAGUGAAGGACAUGCGGAGGGAAUGGUUGAGGAAGGAGGCCAAGUGGCACCUCACUGGCAAAACAGGGCACCCCCAGGGCUGCCCCAUACUUCCACCAGCAACCACCUCAACCACGACUUCAUCCACCGACGCCACCAUCACCACCAUCAUUUCUCACCAGACGUAG